UCUAUGGUGACAGCCCAAACAAUCGAUCACCGAGCAUAUACUCAAGAUGGCAGGUCUGUCUUUAUAUUUUGAAGAUAGCCAUGAUGAUUUGGAUGACUUCGGGUUUGAUGACUACGGAUCAGAGUGCGACGGGAUUCGGAUCACAGCUUUUCUGGAUGCAGGGCAGGACAAUCUCACCCCCCUGGGGAGACUAGAGAAAUACGCUUUCAGCGAAAAUGUCUUCAACAGGCAGAUCGUGGCACGCGGGUUGCUUGAUGUGCUUCGAGAGUUCAGUGACAAUGAGAAUGACUUUAUCAGUGUCAUGGAGACAGUUGCCCGAAUGUCUGAAGAUGGAGAGCCCACAGUGCGCGCUGAGCUGAUGGAGCAGGUGCCCAACAUCGCAAUGUUCCUACACGAGAGCCAGCCCAACUUCCCAGCAGCCUUCUCCAGAUAUCUGGUGCCCAUCGUGGUUCAUUAUCUCACAGACCCCAAUAACCAGGUGAGGAAGACCAGUCAGGCGGCCCUGUUGGUGCUGUUAGAGCAGGGCCUCAUCUGCAAAGGCGACAUGGAGACCAAGGUGUGUCCUGUUCUACUGGACCUCACCGAGCCCAGCAGCGACGACGACUACAAGAUAGAGGCCGUCGCGAUCAUGUGUAAGCUGGUAACCAUGCUGAGCAAAGAGACCGUGGAGCAGCUGUUGCAGCGUUUCUGUGAGCUGUGCAGCGACGCCAGGCUCUUCCAAGUCCGCAAGGUGUGUGCAGCCAAUUUCGGAGAGUUCUGUUCCAUUGUGGGCCGGGAUGCCACAGAGAAACUACUGAUGUCCAAGUUCUUUGACCUGUGCUCUGACAGCCUGUGGGGCAUCCGGAAGGCGUGCGCCGACUGCUUCAUGAUCGUCUCCAACUCCACCUCCCCUGAGGUGCGACGCACUAAACUGUCCCCCCUUUUCAGUAGCCUCAUCAGUGACCAGUCUCGCUGGGUGCGCCAGGCUGCCUUCCAGUCUUUGGGACGCUUCAUCUCCACCUUUGCCAACCCCUCCAGCACGGGCCUCUACUUCAAAGAGGACGGCACGCUGCUGGAGGUCCCCACGUGUCCCUCUGACAGCAAUUCCCCCCUCUGCAUAGAGUCCUCCAACGGCCCCACAGUGAGACCCUCACACACACCCAUUAACCAAGAUGGCCGCUCCACCCCAUCGCUAGAAUCCAUGUCCAGGGGGAACAGCGGUAGCGACUCCACACACACUCCUCCCCAAAACCAACACGAAGGCCAGGCGCGCAACAACAACAACAUUCCUCCCACAAAUAAUAUAAACAAGGAGACGGAACAAACAGACCAGAAUUUUAACUCUUUCCUCUACUGGAGGCCUCCGUUAGUGGAUAUCAGCCAGGAGCUGGAGAUGCUGAAGGGCCAGGGUCCUCUGACUCGGACAGAGGGAGAAAAGGAGGAGGAGGUGGUGGUGUCCAGUCUGGAUCCAGCCACCUGCUUUCAAAUCCAGAAGGUAUUGGACUGCCUCCAGCCCCACAUGGACGACCCUGAUGUACAAGCCCAAGUACAGGUGCUCUCAGCCGCCCUAAAGGCUGCCCAGCUGGAGAGCCAGUCUGAGGAGGAGGGUCAGUCAGAGAGCCAGUCUGAGGAGGAGGGCGGGUCAGAGAGCCAGACACCAGAGGGUGGAGAACCAGAUGAGGAGUCCUCCCAGAACAGAGUAGAGACACAGACACCUGAGCCACCAACCCAGCAGGCCAAGGACCCAGCACCCACAGAGGAACAGAAAGAGGCAGAAGCUGAGACUGAGAAGGAGCCAGAGCCUUAUGAGUCACCCCCCAACUCGCCUGUCCUAGUACGGGAGGACUCGGACCACAGCAGCGUGGAGCCGGAGCUGAUGGAGAGCCUGGAGGGGAAAGAGGACUCUGCUUUCAACCAGGUGUGUGAGGAGAAGUCCAAGGUCCAGAAUGUGAUUCCCCAGCAGCUGCUGGACCAGUAUCUUUCCAUGACGGACCCGGCGCAGGCCCAGACGGUGGACACUGAGAUCGCCAAGCACUGUGCGUUCAGCCUACCUGGCGUGGCCCUCACCCUGGGCCGGCAGAACUGGCACUGCCUAAAGGACACGUACGAGACCCUCGCCACCGACGUACAGUGGAAAGUGCGCCGGACGCUGGCCUUCUCCAUCCACGAUCUGGCCCUGAUCCUGGGGGACCAGCUGACGGCGGCCGACCUGGUGCCCAUCUUCAACGGCUUCCUUAAGGACUUGGACGAGGUGCGCAUCGGGGUGCUCAAACACCUCUAUGACUUCCUCAAGCUGCUCCAUGCAGAGAACAGGAGAGAGUACCUGUACCAGCUUCAGGAGUUCAUGGUGACGGACAACAGCCGCAACUGGAGGUUCAGAUACCAGCUGGCCGAGCAGCUGAUCUUGAUCAUGGAGUUGUACAGCCACGAUGAUGUGUAUAACUACCUCAGACAAAUAGCACUAACCCUCUGCUCAGACAAAGUGUCAGAGGUCCGGUGGAUCUCUUACCAGCUGGUGGUGGAGAUCUUACGGAAGAUGUAUGCGUGUGGAGCCCACGAGCUGGGCCUGAACUUCAGCAACGAGCUCAUCGUCCGCUUCUGCCACUGUCCAAAAUGGGUGGGCCGCCAGGCCUUUGCCUUCAUCUGCCAGGCCAUCGUGGAGGAGGACUGUAUGCCCAUGGACCAGUUUGCCCAGCACCUCCUCCCCAGUCUCCUCAGCCUGUCGUUGGACCCCGUGGCCAACGUCCGCGUGCUGGUGGCCAAAGCACUGCGGCAGAGUGUCAUGGAGAAAGCGUACUUCAAAGAGCCGGGCAGUGCCUACUUAGAAGAGCUGGAGGAGACGGUGAUGACCCUGCAGGCGGACAAGGACAGAGACGUACGCUUCUUUGCCAGCCUGGACCCCGACAUGGUGCUUAUGGACACUUCUGCUUUAAUCUAGAACCUUCCAGCCUGCUCCAACACACAGCCAAUAACUAUCACCAGCAUCAGACCUGACCAGAACACUCGCCUGCAGGAAAUAAAGGCACUGAUACAAGAAACAUACAUAGAAUCAGUCAUGUGCUCUCUCUCUGUCUCUCUCACACACACACACGAUCUGAAAACCGCACCUCGCUAAGCUAAAACAGCCACCGCAAAAUGGCAUCGGAUUCCAGGUGGAAAACAACCCACCAUGCGGCUCGGCUAGCGUCCCGACGUCGAGUCACCUCAACCCAUCUGUAUCCAGCUGGUUCUCUCAGGUCCUCUGGUUUCAUCACGGUUUCUCUCUCUCUUUUCAUCUUGUCUUCAAUGACCUCCGUAACCACUACUGCUUAGGAGAAGGAACAACCGCACCACUUGGCACGAAACAAAAUAUGUUAAUGAACUCGUGGCAUCUUCCCUCUGUGUGUUUACUAUGUCAAUAAUGUGAUCCAAGUCCCCCAGAGACCAAUGAAAUACCUCUGAUUGGACAUAACUCAGGCCAGUUUCGCCAUAGGGGCGUUUAGCUUAUAGAAUGAGGUACAGCACUUUAGAAUGCCACAGAUAGAAAUGGAAUGUAUAGAUAGACUCACUAGAAUUGUGAUUCUUCUAUAUACAAUGCAUCUGUACAUUCUGUAACGUUGCUCUCCCCUGAAUAAACCUCGGGUGUCAGCGGCACCUCUGGUGUCAGCGGGACCUCUGGUGUCAGCAGGACCUCUGGUGUCAGCGGGACCUCAGGUGACAGUCAAUUUUGCAUCCCAAAUGGCACCCUAUUCCCUAGUUUGUUUUAAACCUGUAGUAAGAAGAAGCAGAAAAAGAGUGAUAGUUUGGUAAAGACCUGUGAAGCACUCCCCCCUUAUCCACCGUGUAGGCCAUCAUUGUAAAUAAGAAUUUGUUCUUAACUGACUUGCCUAGUUAAACAAAGGUUAAAUUAAUUUAAAAAAAAUGUAAAUCCACUUCAACAUUGUGGAUUCCAAUCCCAUUUUGGCUUUUCAGUCAGACCACUGCACUGACCACAAUCAAUUGUACAGUAUAGGAAUGGUUGUGUGGCCUGGGUUUGUGUUCCAAGACGCUCUGACUAGUAAAUCUCAUUAGUAGUGAAAUAAGUAUGUUGGAGAAUAAAUAACUUCCAUUGUAUAGCUUAACCUGUAUAGCCAGGGGAUCCAAGGCCAGUUUUAGGGUUUUCUGUAGAGACAUGAAUGUGGAUAUAAUGAGAGCUGUCACUUUUGUAGUCUUUUUUUCUCUCUUUUUUUUCUCACCUGUUCACAUGGCAACCCAUUUUUGACCAUAAACACGACUUGAGAUCCUAAACUGAUUGCGGUGUGGCGUGCAUCUCAAGUCUGUCUUCCAUCUUAUGGAAAUGUUCACUUCUGUAGACUACCUAACGCAUCACACCUGUCAGCAAUUUUCCCCAUCUUGUUUUUCUUUAUGGUAGAACUAUUAAUAUAUAUGCAUUUUAUGAAAUGUAUUUUUCUUUUCAAAUAUGUACCAUUGUUCAAAGAUUUUAUAUCCGAACUUUGCAUUUCACAACCUUUGUAACAUUCAAUCAUUUCUUUAAAAUAUUUUUUAUGUAAUGUUAUUUUUAGCAUUCUGUAAUUAAAUUUAUAAUAUAAAUCAGAAAAAUCAAGACAUGUGUAGCCUGUCUCCAAACUACCUUGUAUAACCAACAAAUGAAUUGUGCAAAUGAGUGUCAUAUCAUUGUCACAAAGGUUCAAAACACCUGCAGCACAAAUUUUUUAUAAAUAUAAAACUCAGCUAGGUGAGUUUUCCAUGAAGAAGAAUUGUUACUUGCUUCUUUAAAAGUAUUUUUUUUGCGAGACUUGAAGUUUGACACGUAAAGUGAAGCUGUGAAAUAUAGUCAGUAAAAUCUAUGUUCUGAUUACUACCGACAGACUACUACACUGAACAAAAAUAUAAACGCAACAAUUAAAGUGCUGGUCUCAUGAUUUAUGAGCUGAAAUAAAAGAUUCAAGAAAUGUGUCAUACGCA
Molecule: messenger RNA, 4923 nt
Organism: Oncorhynchus kisutch (coho salmon)
Lineage: Eukaryota; Metazoa; Chordata; Actinopteri; Salmoniformes; Salmonidae
Product: serine/threonine-protein phosphatase 4 regulatory subunit 1
Exons: 20
Coding region: 47-2917 (956 amino acids)
Biological process (GO): protein dephosphorylation
Cellular component (GO): cytoplasm
Molecular function (GO): protein phosphatase regulator activity
Source: RefSeq, a predicted model, not a curated record